Ostertagia ostertagi is the source of this 426-nucleotide messenger RNA. The record is from the annotation of a GenBank genome assembly. NCBI's taxonomy places the organism in Eukaryota, Metazoa, Nematoda, Chromadorea, Rhabditida, Trichostrongylidae.
AUGGUAAGUGCAAUGGAUGAUCAGUUAGCUGACUGUCGCGAGGUCUUCUGCUAUUUUGAUAGUAGAGGAGAUGAGAAGAUAAGUGUACAACAGGUGGGUGACGUGUUGCGAGCACUUGGACAGAAUCCAACUGAAGCCGAAAUUGGUCGAUGCUGCGCUGCAUACGAGAAGGAAGCUCGCCUUUCGUUUGAGGACUUUGUGCCAAUUUUCCAAUCAAUCAGCAAGAACAGGCCGUUUCACAUUUGCGCCCAACCCAACGGGGGGAGGGGCAAUGGUUUGAUCAAUGUAGCGGAAUUGCGCCAUCUGCUCACUACUUUGGGUGAACGACUUACUGAUGAAGAAGUCGAUCAGCUUCUAGCGGGACAUAACGACUCUCACGGCAAUGUGAAUAUUGCCGAUUUUGUGCGCAAUGUGAUGAACUCUUAA